AUGAGACUGCUGAUUACAGCUGCCAGACGAAUUCAUAAACGGCCUCUGUGCAGUUCCACAUCAUGUAUAAGUUCGGCAGCGAGUUGCUCCGGAGCUGCUACGAAGAGCGGCCUGCAGUUCAGAGAUGACCAGCUAAUCUGCGGUUCGACCCGGGAGUUGGUCCAGAGGCUUCGCGGACAGGUGGACGUGAGGAUGGAAUUCAUAAGUGAGGAAGAGGAGGGUGCUCUCAUUAAAGAACUCGAGCCUGGGCUGAGGAAGAAAAUAUAUGAGUUCGACCACUGGGACGAUGUAAGUUGUAAAUUGACCUUGCUUGUUGACUACAAAGUGCCUAGAUAAAGGAUGUGGCUAAAGCUGCUGCACGUCCUCCGCUCCAACCUACACUCAGAGGGGCUGCUUCAGUAUGCAAGGAGGAACUCUUUUGGUUAAUUUCCCUAUUGGCAUCAUGCAAAUGCUUUGUAGUCUUAUAUUUCACUUACAAACAUGUAUAGAAAACAGUUCGCAGCAAUAACAACAAUAUCCAUAUUCUACUAGAUGCUGUAAAGUUUCAUAUUUGGAUUGAGUUAGGCUAUUAAUCAUCGUCAUCAUGCAUUAAAAGUUUAAUAGAUCUUCAUUUAGAUAGAGAAAUCAGGGCCCGGUUUCCCAAUAGCGAUGCAAUUUAGGCUUAUGCGUGUUUUAACGAUGCAUCGGCCGAAGAUGUAACAUGCGUUUCCCAAAACACCACGCAGAAAGAACGUUUGCCAAGUGCAUCGUUGGAUCGUUUAUUGAUACUGAUAGGUAUGAGAGAAAAAAGUUAGCUGUACUCUCAGAUCAGCUUUCUCCAUUUAAAUCUCACCUUCACUUUAGAAUUAUUCCACAAUAAUAGCUCCAGAGAGAUAUUAGCUCCAGAGAGAUAUUAUCACCUAGGUCUAUAUGACUGCAAUUAUUGAGGCUGCUUAUUGUAAUACUUACCCAAUAGUUAUGCACUAAAUCACAGAUUUGGCACAAUAUUGCACACGUUACACAUCAUGAAAUACACUGAACAAAAAUAUAAACGCAACAUGUAAAGUGUUGGUCCCAUGUUUCAUGAGCUGAAAUACAAAAUCCCAGACAUUUUCCAUACGCACAAAAAGCUUAUCUCUCUCAAAUGUUGUGCACAAAUUUGUUUACAUCCCUGUUAGUGAGCAUUUCUUCUAUGCCAAGAGAAUCCAUCCACCUGACAGGUGUUGCAUAUCAAUAAGCUGAUUAAACAGCAUGAUCAUUACACAGGUGCACCUUGUGCUAGGUACAAUAAAAGGCCACUCUAAGGUGGUGAGGAGUAUUUCUGUCUGUAAUAAAGUCCUUUUGUGGAGAAAAAACUCAUUCUGAUUGGCAGGGCCUGGCUCUCCAGUGGGUGAGCCUGGCUGCCAAGUAGGUGGGCCUAUGCCCUCCAAGGCCCACCCAUGGCUGCACCCCUGCCCAGUCAUGUGAAAUCCAUAGAUUAGGGCCUAAUUUAUUUAUUUCAAUUGACUGUUUUCCUUAUAUGAACUGUAAAUCUUUGAAAUUGUUGCAUGUUGUGUUUUAUAUUUGUGUUCAGUGGAGAGAGCGUAGAAGUGAGAAGGAAUAGAUCAGCUAGCUGCAGGCAAGAGUGUGAGGCAAAAAUAACAGAAAGUGUAGCCUACAAUUAGCAAAAUAGAACUCAAUUUACUGAACAUGAAAUAGAUUUCAACAUGAUUGAAAUAUAUGGGCCUAUGUCAGUGGUGGUUGGUGCCGUUUAAGAUGAGGGAGGAAGAUUAUUUUUAUGAUGAGCAUGGCCUUAUUUAUAUUACAGCAUAUUAGAUGACUGUCAUUCAUAUUUCAUUUACCCAGCUCAAUGUAACAUCGAUAGGUUUAGGCUACUACAUGAUACUACUUCAUGAUUUUCCCUAUACCCAUCAUAAGGUUGCUACAAUCUAGCCUAUGAAUGAAAGUUUACAACGUAGGUGCACUGCUCGAGAGAAAAUAGAGUAAUCAAGGUGACAGACAAUGACACAUUCAAUACCGCCUUGUACACUCUUGCCUGCAGCUAGCUGAUCUAUUCCUUCUAACUUCUACGCUCUCUCCUCCUCUCAUCUUUUCCCUUUGCUUGUAGACUUCAGUGCACAACAAAUCAGUUGUCUGUGACCAGGCGAAAAUACCUUUCCAAGCCAAACCUUCAUAUCAUAACCGCUAACCGCUACACUCAGCCUACAUCGUUGUCACCAUAUUAGCUAACGUCAUAGUCAACAAAGCUACUAGAACUAACGCGUUAGUAAACCCAUUACAAUCAUGCAGUACUGUGUACAGUCAAUAAAUUAAUAAAACCAAAAGCUUACCUUGACUUUGAAGAGUUCCAGUGUUGGAUAGCCAUAGCCAGCUAGCUAAGUAGCAUCCCUCUCUGUCUGAGCUGGGUGUUUUGAGUAGGCAGCUAAGUGAAAGUGAAGAGCAAAGCCUAUUCAUGGUUACCGGGAGACCGAGUAUGCUCGGUGGGGAGCUGUGUGUGAGGGGGGAAUGGAUCGCCUCCGAGCUGUGGCUUUCUCUGAGGGCAGCCCUCUCCUAGGCCCUGUGCAUAUCCUGGACCUGGACAAGGCUGGAUACAUCAAACCACACAUCGACAGUGUCAAGGUAGGUAGACGGCUCUCAUAUUAACCUGAAAUGCAUGAUAAAUAUGGAACAUGGUGUUCUGUGUGCUAGAAUUUUGCCCUGACAUGAUUAUUGAGUGGGCACAAUGUGAAUACUUUUUGGGCAAAAGUGUUGUUUCUUUUACAAUGCUGUUUGGAACUCUGUCAUUCUCUCGUCCCACCUCACCCCUUUUUGUUUGUCUUUCAUCCUGCCUCUCUCUCUCCCUUUCUCUUUCACUGUCUCCCUGCCCCCUUCUAUCCCUUCCUCUCCUCUCUCUCUCUGUCAGUUCUGUGGCAGCUCUAUAGCAGGGCUGAGUUUGUUGUCAGACAGUGUGAUGCGCUUGGUGAGGGAGGAUGAACCCGCUGAAUGGCUGGACUUGUUUCUGCCGCAUCGCUCUCUCUACAUACUC
Coregonus sp. 'balchen' is the source of this 3004-nucleotide messenger RNA. NCBI's taxonomy places the organism in Eukaryota, Metazoa, Chordata, Actinopteri, Salmoniformes, Salmonidae. The record is from the annotation of a GenBank genome assembly.